CUACGGCAGUACGAAAAUUAAAUUUGGAAGUUAUCAAUACCCUAAUGAUGAACAGUGAAUGCCUUUGGCCAUGGGUAUAACUACCUGAUAUGCAGAAAGAGUCCAAGCUCUGACCUUUGGCUUCUGACAUAGACAGCAGCAUUUUUGUUUUCGCACAUUCUCUAUCUACACAAGUCAGAAAGGGGGAAGAAAAAUCAGAUUUCUUAGCAUCUUAUCUUUUUUUCUUUCUGAAGUAUUACAUUGUAUAAGUUCUGAGCUGAAAUAGUGCUAGCAGGAGGAGAGGCGGGAGGCUAGUGAUAGUUUUUGACUGGAUAAUAGAAUCAAGGAGGAGAAUAGGCCAAAAGGGAAAAGUAGCAGCAUCUGCUAGCAUGGAAGAAAGAAAAUGGAGCGACCGAAAAUGGGAAGGGGAUGAUGGUUCGAGAACUGUGGAGUGCCUAAGAGGGAGAUUGCUUGCAGAGAGACACGCGUCAAGAGUUGCUAAAGAAAAUGCAGACCUCCUGGCCAACAAGUUGAUAGAUCUAGAGAACCAUCUUAAAGAAGAGACCAAACUGAGGAACAAAGCUGAAAAAAAGCUUGAAGUGUUGAUGAAGAAGCUUAAUUCCUUGAACAUUUCUGCCAUAUCAGUGGAACCAGAGCUGUCUAGUUCGUCUGAAAAGUUUCAAAUGUCUUGUACAUCAUCCACAAGUACGUCAGAUUCCAAAGAUCCAAAAGUAGAUGAAUCCAAGUCCCAAUUCACAACCCCGGUAAUCUCACAAAACCUGGAGCACAAUGUGUCAGAAGACACAAAAACAGAUUCUUGUCCUCAAGGUACUGCUAGUUCCAAAUACAAUUCCAACCUCAAUGAUCCUAUCCAACAAAGAGACAGCGAUGAAUCGAGUUCCAACUCUGAAGAUCCAAAGACCGAUAAUCAUAGUUGUCUAAGCUUAAAAUCUUCAGUGGAAGAUAAUGGGAGUGAUCAUGGGGAUAAUAUUGACAACUCGUUGGCAUUAGUUCUGGUGAGUUUUCCGGCGAGAUCAGAGAGUCGUGAAGGGAAGCCUCUACAUGAAAGCGUUAGUGAAGCUCUUGGUGCUCUAAGGCAUGCCAGAGAAACACUUCAGAACUCAAUGCAGAGAAGACACAUGAUUCAAGUUGGCCCAACUUGAACUCAGUUAUUCAAGAAGUACAUAUCAAUUUUCUUUCAUACAUAGCACAAACUGCAGAAAGAGUGAUUGCAUUAAUCUGUGUGUUAGAUGUUAAUAAAGUUAUUUUGGUAGUGCGCUUCACAGUAAGCAUGUCAUGGGGUGGGGAUUCUGUUCAUAUAAUGCUUUGGCCCUGGGUCCCAACUUUUGGUCAUUUUCCUUUUUCGUUUUUGGCUUCUCUACUCAGUUGGACAUGAUCAUUUUGAAUCUUGUGACUUGCAUUUACAGGAUUAAUUUGAUUGUUUGCCCGAGGCUAAGGCUAAUCAUAAGUUGUAUGGUUUGUAGGCUUAGGUUCAGCUCAGAAGAGUUACAAAACCAUGUAGAUCAGAGCAUUUCUCAGAUGAAAGUAGACUAGGCUGAACCAAUGUAUCCUUAAUUCAAGGUCUGCAACUAGGCUGAAACAAAGCAUUAAAGCGUAUUGCUACAGCUACAAAAAGAUUACACAAAGUUAUUUUCCAAACAUUAAUUACAUCAUCACCUUAUGGAGGUAAUUAAUA
Molecule: messenger RNA, 1675 nt
Organism: Carya illinoinensis
Lineage: Eukaryota; Viridiplantae; Streptophyta; Magnoliopsida; Fagales; Juglandaceae
Product: suppressor protein SRP40
Exons: 4
Coding region: 369-1142 (257 amino acids)
Source: RefSeq, a predicted model, not a curated record